CAGAAAUUAUUUCACAGUAGCCCAUGCCCUGGAAAGAACUUCAUCUGUAAGGUAGGCUACGCAGAUAAGUGCUACCGAUGGGUUUGCCGUGAUGGUUUCAAAGGCGAAAACUGCGACGAAGGUAUGGCUCAUCAGAUUGAAUUUGUUGUUUUCUAUGUCAGCAUGUGUUAGCACAUUGUUUGGCUCACAACGCGGACAUCCAGUUAGUUUGCUCAACCACCUUCAUGCGCUAGGAUUUUAAAGAAUUGUUUUCAUUCUCCUAUUCAAUUUAUUAUUUUCCCAACGUUUAGGGGCUUUCAUGGUGGCCCGAUACUGCCUGACAUGGCAGAGUCGUCAAACAUAUGGAGCUUUACUUCAGGGUACAUUUGCCACCCUGCAUUUUACCCUCAACUUGACGUGACAACUGUCUGCUGGGCUGCCUAUGCUUGUCUGCGGAUCCCCCAGUCCAACCUUAUAAUGGCAUAUUCCUGAAAACAAUCCCUUAUUAUGUUAGAUUUAGAACAACCUCCAUCCUUAUUAAAGCUUUUAAACAUCCUGUUUUCGACAUUUCUUUCUGAUUCAUCCACGUAGACAUUAAUGAAUGUAAGGACGGAUUACACAACUGUGGCGAUGUGUCCAAUUGUGAGAAUACCAAUGGCUCUUUCAAUUGCAUUUGCAAAAUUGGUACAAAAUACAAUGGUAAGUGAUACUGACAUGAAUUAUAGCAGAGACCUAAAAAUAAAGUUUACCUCCUCGUAAACUUUCUUCAAGGCUUUGGCCCAUUUCUUGGCAUGGUUUCAGGAUAUAAACGGACGUCAUUUUUUCGUGCAAAAUCUCCUCAAAAGGUAGACAACAUCCAUCGAGUACUGAUUCAUUGUCUGACUCUUGUGUUUUCUCCCAUUCUUUCGUUCAGUUUAAGUAACAAAUUCAGCUAUCUAGUCUUCGGAUAGCGCUGAACGUCAUAGUUAUAACAUGUCAGGGGCACCCAACGAAUGGGCGCGCCACUUAAUCAUUACUGAACAAAACGAAAAAUUGAUUCUACAGUUCUUCAGAGCCCUGGUUCUCCGGGCCAUUCAAUCGUAAUUGAACAGAACACAAUCGAUUUAUGGAGUUUCCAGGCCGCUGGAUGCUAAGACCGUCGGCUAUUCUGUGGACUUCUCGGGCCACUAAGUCAGAGUUUAACAAAACAUACUCGUCCAGUCGACAGCUCUCUUCGCUCUGAGUUGUAUAAGCGCAAAUCCACCCUUGAAAAAUAAUAACACGAGAAAGAAACAUGCAAAUGAAAAACAUCCAUAAGAUAGAACGCAAGUAGGCGGGUGAGAGACAAUGGAACUAAUAAGCCAUUUCAAACUGCGCAACAGGCAAUAAACAAAUAAAAAAAGGAGGCGACAAAAGAAAAAUAACAGCAAGGUAAUGGCAGAAAUAGCAAGCAAAACGCUAAAUAUCCGAAACUGACAAGGCUAGCUUGAAACCUAUUUGAUGAAAACAACUGCAUUAAGGUGACUCGACCCAGUUUCUUGGGGGGGUGUGCCAUCCUACUUUGAAGCUCUCUGGUAUCCCCACCUUUACUUUUAUCUUAAGUCUAACACAUAGAAUGGAUAACAUAUAGAUCAAUCUACAAUACAACAUAAAAUUUUUGGCGAUCGGAGUAAAUGUCACGUGGUUAUGAUGCCACGUUCCUUUGAGGUCUGAGUCGAAAAUCUGCUGUUGUCCGCAUUUUUUCGUGAAAAUCUCUCGGCUACACAUAGUGCGCUUUAGUGCCUUGCGCUGAACAGAGUUUCACCAAAAUCGCAAAGACCUAAUUCGAGAAAUUCAGCGGUUACCAAAUUUAGGUCAUAAUAUAUGCGGAAAUGAUAAGCAAACUUUACACGAUUACAUCUCAUAAACUAUGAGAUUUAUCCCUUUAUUUUGGGCAUCGUUAUAACAGAUGGGUCCUUGCAAGUCAGCAAAACGCUUUAGGGCCUUGUAAAUGCGCGCGAUUUCGAGCAAAGCAAAUAUAUAUAAAUUAUAGUUUUCGCUAUUUGUUGACGUUUGUCAGCGUUUAAGAGUCCUUCUUACGAAAAAAGAAUUUUCUUAAAAAUUCGUCGUUUUUUUUCCUUCAAAUUUUUUCAGGGCCACAAUUGAUUAACUAACUACCCGGACUCUGAAUUUCAUGGUCAUUGAAAAACUGUGACAUUAUCUUCUAUAAGCCCAAACUUGAGUAAACAUUGAAGAUUUUUAGCGUUUUGGCUGAGUUUGUGUUUUGGGAGUUGCCUAUUGUUUCUAGUCUGUCAUUAUACAGCAUUCUUGUUCAGCACGCGUGCAAUGACCGCCCUUGGCUGCCUUCCGAAUGAGCAGUUCUAACACGAAGUAAUUUAAGUAAUUACUUAUUUCCCGCGUCACGGUCCAAUUAUGAGGGUCUCAAUGGGGUUAACCGAUGGGCGUAAAGCGGCCAAAAAUUUAGUCCAUGCCGUAAAUAGGGUAAAAAAGAGUUAAUCGUAAAAGAAAUGAAAAAAAGAGAGAAGGUGAUAAAUUCAGUUAUGGCUGCGUUGUUUAUUUCCCGGCUACUUUGACUCCGUACGCACGUUAGGCCAAGCUCCUUUUAGGUGUUAACCUAGACCUAGGCUCUAUUUCCGCUGCUCACUCGAAGAACCAAGUUUUUUUUUUCCCAUAAAUACUAGUAAAACAACGCGCAGAGAUGUCACUGUUUGUAAAACACUUUGCCGAUAAACAACAAUUCCCUGUUUCAGUCUCUGACACUACGGUAGACAUUGCCAUGCCUAAUCCCUGUACAGCGUCUUCCCUCGCAAUCUUGGUCGAGGCAUUUCGGUGGCAUACCUGAGGAGAAAAAAAAAAAACUCGGUCGGACCACGUGACCCGGAAUGCAUUAGCCGCGCGGAAUAAUGAGGCCUAAGGACAAGUCAACGGCAGACAGUCGUUCUGUGCAGUCUUUUCUCUGUCAUUAAAAACACCGGACACGAGAAUUUUGUUGUUGGCCGUUUUCACACUAGAGCUAGAGAUGGAUUUUCCGUCUGAGACUAGCUUCUGUACUGUCGCCCCCUCCCCCACAGACACCCCUUCUCCGAUUUCUUCUGAGGUGAGGGGUCGGCUGUACACGGGCUAUCUGGAAUGGUUAAUCCAUCUUCAAACUGUCCGUCAAAAUUGACGGAUUAAAGUCAGGUGGAUUGUUCAUUCGAUCAAAUUAAGACGUAUUACCUAUCUGACGCGAAUUAUCAAACGGAUAACCCGUCACGGCACUGCAAUGAUCCGUCUCUAGCGUGAAAACGUCCAUUUCUGUUGUAAAUGAAUACCGCGCCCCCGCCUUGAGUUAAGCGUUCGUGUGUCUGCUUUUGCUUUUUGACAAAUAUUAUUUUUAUAUUCACUAUCGACAUUUUUUACGCGUAAAAUAAUAUUAGAAGUGGAAUACUUUAUAAAAAGUAUGAUCUAUCAAAUGUUAAAAUUUUACAAAAGAAUGGCUUAUUUCAUCCCAAGAUGAUCCUAAGACCUUUAUUUUGCUUUAAAGUUACUAGAAAUACAGGUUUAUUAAUAUUUAACUCUUUGAGACAAAAGGAAUUAGUUUUUAACUUUUUUGUUAACCGUAACUGAAAAAAAAAAACAUAACCGAUAGCAGUAAAAGAGCCGAAACUUUAGCCAAUAACCGUAAAAGCCACCACCCCAUUGAGACCCUCAAUUAUGUAUGCAGUUAGAAUAGUAUUAACGUUAUCUUGUAGACGGCAUAACAGGCAAUCUAUUUAAGAGAACUAUUAAGGGUAAAAACUUUACUUUUCAAAUUAUCGUAAGGUAAGGAACAUCCUGGGGAAACUGCAGGGGGGUUCAACCAUCCCCCCCUUGAACCACGGUGAGAGGUGGGGGUAUGCGUUUGCAUGAACGUUCGAGGGUUAAGAAACAGCAAUUUAUAUGCAUCUAUAAACAUUUUUCUUUAUAAUUUGUUUUCUUUGCUUUUCUUUUAAUUGAUUCAGCAUCGUGUGAAUCGCAAUGGACAUGUUUUGGGUCUUCGUGUUAUAAACUGCACACAUCGCGCGAGAACUGGAACAAUGCGAAAGUGAACUGCCAAAAUGUUGGU
Porites lobata is the source of this 4042-nucleotide messenger RNA. NCBI's taxonomy places the organism in Eukaryota, Metazoa, Cnidaria, Anthozoa, Scleractinia, Poritidae. The record is from the annotation of a GenBank genome assembly.